Conger conger (European conger) is the source of this 1158-nucleotide messenger RNA. It is a transcript of the gene crip2, whose product is annotated as cysteine-rich protein 2. Lineage: Eukaryota; Metazoa; Chordata; Actinopteri; Anguilliformes; Congridae. The transcript is spliced from 8 exons. The record is from RefSeq and is a predicted model, not a curated record. The coding region runs from base 227 to 841 and encodes 204 amino acids.
GACUAAGAAGCGCGUGAAAUGGGAAGGGUUGAUGCCAAGCAACGGAGGCUGAGGGAGGGGCGAUGCAAAUAAAGAGCGGCGCUCUGAUAGAGAUGCCCCAGGUUUCUGUGAAAGGAGCACUUGCGCGUCUGAGAGUGAGCUAGAGCGGCGGAGAGAGAAUAGCAUUCCUGCAAGCUUCCAACAACAAAAUAAAUAAAUAAACGGGUAGCAUUGAACAAUCAAAACCAUGGCAUCGAAGUGUCCGAAAUGCGAAAAGACGGUCUAUUUUGCUGAGAAGGUGACGUCUCUGGGGAAGGACUGGCACAAGUUCUGUCUGAAGUGCGUGCGCUGUAACAAGACGCUGACCGCCGGGGGCCACGCUGAGCACGACGGACAGCCCUACUGCCACAAGCCCUGCUACGCUACCCUCUACGGACCGAAAGGUGUGAACAUCGGGGGGGCCGGCUCCUACGUGUACCAGGCCCCCGUUAACGAGACCGCCAGCGUUCCCGUGGAAACCGGCGCCAAACCUGAGGAGAGGAAGACGGGCCCCCCCAGGGGUCCAGUGAAAGCUGCGAGCAUCACCACCUUCUCCGGAGAGCCCGCUCUGUGUCCCAGAUGCAGCAAGAAGGUGUAUUUCGCGGAGAAGGUGACGUCGCUGGGGAAGGACUGGCACCGCCCCUGUCUACGCUGCGAGCGCUGCAGCAAGACCCUGGCCCCCGGCAGCCACGCCGAGCAUGACGGCCAGCCGUACUGCCACAAACCGUGCUACGCUGUGCUCUUCGGACCCAAAGGAGUGAACACGGGUGGGGUCGGGAGCUACAUUUACGACAAGGAGCCCAGCACCGAAACCCAGCCUUGAACCUCCGUCUCCCAGCACCCCCUGCCUCUCUGCCCCCCCACCCCUCCCCCGCCUCCCACCUGCUCAGGCGUAGGAGGAAACGCAGCUCAGCGCUUGGGUCCCCGACUGCUGGGCCCCGUGACUGCUGUGGCCCCCAAUACUCAGUAACACAAACACCCCCCUCCCCUACACGCCCUCUCUGCCUGGGAGUGUCUGAGUCCUGGCCUGGUCCUUAUAGCGCGGUGGGAUGCACACACACACACACACACACACACAGACACAUACACGCACACGCACACACACACUCUCACACACACACACUCUCACAUACACACACA